Camelus dromedarius (Arabian camel) is the source of this 5222-nucleotide messenger RNA. RefSeq names its product KIAA1210 ortholog. The coding region runs from base 49 to 5040 and encodes 1663 amino acids. The record is from RefSeq and is a predicted model, not a curated record. NCBI's taxonomy places the organism in Eukaryota, Metazoa, Chordata, Mammalia, Artiodactyla, Camelidae. The transcript has 13 exons.
GGGAGGUACAAGCUCGGUAGGAGAGAAUGUAAAACAGAGCAGUUGCCAAUGGAGAAGCUGGAGGAGAGAAGUGGGAGAGAGAUAAGAAGACAGAGGAGAGAGGGAUGGAAACAAGGAGCAGAAUUUGGUGAUCUUACUAUGGCUGAAUCACUAAGUGAAGUUUCUGGCAGUGUGGAAGUUCUGGAGGCCAGUGAUGAGGGAAAGAAGAAAUCCAAAUUUAAAGCCUUGAAGAGUUUUUUUGGCAAGAAGAAGAAAAAAGAGCCCGAAGAGGCCCAGGGAGAGAGGAGGCUCCAACCAAGCUUGUCCAGCAGCAAUAUCAACAUCUCUUCUCUGAAGCCAAUUCAGGAAGAUCAACAAAGCAAGCCGAGGGCCAAGAGCAGCAUGAGGAUCAAAGCCCUGUCCCAUGACAGCAUCUUCACUUUGGAGCCUGAACCUAAAAGAUCAGCAAGCAAAACAUACCCCUCUCCUGAUGUCCAGAGAGGCAGACCUCUGCAGAGAUCUCAUGGUUUUAGAACUCUGCCUAGAGCUGGGACUGGUAGUAUGCAUGGAGCUGUGUUUGGAGCUGUGCCCCGAAAUGUGCCCAAGAGCACGGAGAUCCCACCACUGCGCCCACGCCAGGCCAGCAACAGCCCACCUCUUAUCCGGUCUGACACAAUCUCUAAGGACUCUGAAGAAAGCUCUGCUGAUGAAGAGUCACCUAAGAGCCCACGAAAGAAGGUUUCUUCAUACAAGGUCAUGACAUUGAAGAAGAGAUCCUUUCGGCCCUCACCUGGACCUGUUCACUCACAGUCCUUGAACACGAUUGCCAGGCUCCCCUCUUCCAGCAGCACCCGGGUGCCUGUUGGUUUCAGCACCCCAGCCAACACCCAAGGCUGUUUGGAUUCUUCGGCUGCUCGACACAAGAUGGCUUUAAACCCCCGGAAACAAAAGAAGAAGAGCUUUCAGGUGAAACCAAAGCAAGAGGAGUCAAGCCUUCCACUGGUUUCUGAAGAAGAGAAGAGUACAACCAGACCAAAAGAAGCUGACCAAAGGAGGCCGAAAAGAGACAGUGCAGGUCCCUCAAGCCAGAAACAGAGCAACAGAGCUGAGAUUUAUGAAAAGAAGACAACAGAUCAGGCUGCAAACAAAGAUGCCGCUGGGAGUCAGAGCUACCAACUUUCCCCAGUAUACGGAAGGCGACGUGGAAGAAGAGGAUUAAGUACUUUGGGGACGAAUGAGCGUGGAUCCAGAAGAAGAAGCUUUAAACAAUCCAGUAGAGCCCUUGGCCUAGGUGACAGAGCUGGGUCCCCACCUGCUGAUAAGACCUCCAGGGACAGCCCUUUCUGGCAUCUGCCCUUGGAGAAGCAAGUUGUAGAGCAACGCACAACUCCACAAACAGAAAGUGCCGCGCCGCUGGAGCUAUUUUCAGAUAAAAACGACGUGGGAAGUAGAAAUGCCGGUGUAGACUUUGAUGCCAGAAAAGCAUCAGCAUCACAGUCAAUACCUGAAGACCUGCAAGAGUCCAUGGUCACUGGUCUCUCACCAUACCAUGAAGAUGGGGCUGCUGGAGCCAAGAAGACGGAAGCCAGAGCUGCUCUCUCACCAGUGGUAGAAAACCUUUCCACAACCCAAGAUGUCAUUUUCUCAGUGCCAGUGAAGGAUCAGGUGUUUAUGGACCCUUCUGACAUCCAGUCAGAAGAGGAAGGAGCUUCCAGCUUUGAUCGGAAGAGUGUCCGAUUUAAAGUGAAGUCAGCUCAAAAUCCCUGCAGAGAAAAGCCUCCUGGCAAUGUUCUCCAGGCCUUCACAGCCAGCGUUUCAGGUACAGUGAGUGCUUUGGCAGACAGAGGCUCUUCUGCAGAGGGGAAGCCUCCCAGAAGCUUUUCCCGGUAUUCUUCCCGGUCCUUGGGGAAGCCCGAAGCUGAAGCUGGCUUCUCUGAUUCAGAGAGCGCUUCGGAGGAGGGGAGUGGUUCUGCGCAGCGGCCGGCUCCCAGACACUCUUCCCCGUCCUUGAGGAAGUCCAAAGGUGGCCAAGAAGUCUUCGCAGAAUCAAGUUUUGUCGAGCACAUGAGCAGUUCUGAUGAGCAGCUGGCUCCCAGGUGCGCUCCCCAGGCUUUGGGGGAGUCUGAGGAUGACCCCUCCACAGGAUCAAGUAGCUAUGUUGAAAAGUACAACAGUGCUGAGGACUGGAGCAGCUCUGAGGAAGAUCUGCCUCCCAGAUGCCCUUCCCAGGCCUUGGGGAGGCCCAAAGACCAAGAAGAAGUCUCCUCGGUUUCAAAGAAUGCACCUGAAGUGUCGGGUGUUUCUGUGGAGCAGAUGCCUCCCAGGCGCCCAUUCCAGUCCUGGGUGAGCCCUAAAUUACAGCAACAAGCCUCUGCGGGUCCAAAGAGCGCUGCCGGGGAGUGGGACAUUUCUGUGGAGCCGCUGCCUCCCAGAGUGCCUUCCAAGCGCCUGAUGAGGCUGAAAGUUGAGCAACCGGUCUCUGCAGGUCCAGAAGUUACUACUAGUGAAAGGAUCACUUCCGUGGAGCUGCUGCCUUCAAGACAUCCUUCUCAUCCCCCAACGAAACCAAUAGCUGAGCAAGACAUCUCUGCCUGUCCAGAGAGCACAGCUGUGGAGGGGAACAUGUCUAGGGAGCUGCUGCCUCCCAGACGUCCCUCCCAGGCUCUGGUGAGACCAGUCGUGGAGCACCAAUUCUCCUCGGGUGCGGAAAGUGCCAUGGUUGAGAAGAGCAUUUCUAUGGAGCUGCUGCUUCCCAGACAUCAUUCUCAGCCCCUGAUGAGACCUCUAGCCCAGCAACACGUCUCUGCAGGUCCAGAGAGUGCUGUGGCAGAAGGGAGCAUUUCUAGGGAGCCUCUGCCUUCUAAAGUUCUUGCCCAGCCCUUGAUGAAUGCUAAAGCUGAACACAAUGUAUUUUCAGAUUUGGAGGGUGUUUCUGCUGAGCAGAUUAUUCCGGUGGAGACACUGCUCCCCAAAUAUUCUCCCCAGUCCUUGACAAAUCCUCAAGCCCAGAAAAUCUUCUCAGAGAACACUGCUGUAGAGGAGGGCAUGUUCGGGGAGCUGCUGCCUCCCAGACACAGCUUCCAGCAGUCCUGGGUGAGCCCCAAAUUUGAGCAACAAGCCUCUGCGGGUCCAGAGAGCGCUGCCAUGGAGUGGGGCAUUUCUGUGGAGCCACUGCCUCCCAGAGUCCCUUCCCAGCCCCUGGCGAGGCCAGUAGUCAAACAAGCAAUCUCUGCAGGUCCAGAGAGUGUUCCUUCUACCGAGCUGCCGCUUGCCAAACAUUCCUGGUCCAUUGUGAGGCGUAAAGUCCGGCAGAUGUCAAGUUUGGAGAGCGCUGCUGUCGAGGUGGGCAUUUCUGGGAGGCCACUGCCCCCUAGACAUCCUGCCCAGGUGGCAAAAAAGUCUAAAAUUCAGGAAAUGUCCUCACGUCUAGAGAGCAGUACUGGUGAAGAAGACACAUCUAAGAAAAUGGUGCUUUCCAAGCGUCCCUCCCAGUCGUUUGUCAAGUUUAUGGCCCAGCAAAUCUUUUCAGAGAGUCCUGCUGUUGAGGAGGGAAAUUAUGUGGAUCCUCUGUUUUCAAAUCCACCUUCCAAAUCUAUGUUGAGGCCAAAAGUCGAGCACCAAGUUUUCUCAGGCUGGGAGAGUGCUGAUACCGAGGGAGGCAGUUCUUCCAAGCUGCUGCCUAUGAAAAGCCCUCUGGAGGGCUUGAGGAGGCCAGAAGGCUCGCAAGAGGUUUUUGCCCAUUCAGAGAGUGGUCAUGUGAAGUGGAGCAGUUCUAAGGACCAGCAGCCUCCCAGACACCUUGCCCCGGCUUUGGGGAAGCUGGAGUACCAGCAAGAAAUCUCCUCGGCAUCUGAGCGCUCUCGUGGAGAAUGGAGGAGUUCCGAAGAGCAGCUGCCUUGCAGACGCCCCUUCCAAGCUGAAGAUGAGGCUGAAUUUCAGCCACAGACUUUCUCGACAGGCCCAGUGAGUGCACCUGCGGAGGGAAGAGGUUCGGAGGAGCGCCUGCCUCCCAGACACACCUUUCAGGCUCUUGCAGACCCUGAGUAUCAGCAACAGGUUUAUUCAAGUUCUGUGAGUGCUGCUGCUGAGGAAACCAUUUCUGAGAGCAAGCCUAGCUGCUGGUCCCUACCGAGGGACCCCACUUCUCCAAACAAAACCAAGAAACGCAGCCAAAGCUCCGAAAACCUCAUUAAGAACACCCCGACUCCUGCUACCAAACCUGUGAAGUUCACCGUCACUCCUGCCUGGCAAGCAUCCAUUUCUGAAGGCACUUAUUCUAAGGAGGAAGCUCUUGGGAGUGGUGCUCAAAAUAACAGCCAUUCAAAUUCACCCACCAAUGGGGCUGACGUUGAAAAUCUUUUUGGAGUCCGACUGAGAAGAACCUCUUCCUCACAAAAGGGUAAGAGUGGGAAACAAGAUUUUACCAAGCAUCCUUCACACUCCUUGGGCCCAAUUUCAUCUUCCAUAGGUAGAGGACAGCAAAUCAGAAGAAGGGCUUCCACAGGGCUCCUGGGCAGCGCACAGAGCCUCCCCACAGCAUCUAACUUUGCAGAGAGGCUACAGAGGAGGCCCAAAUCUGAAAGCAUGGGCAAGAAGCAACCUGCUUACAGGACCCCAGGAAAAGCUCCUGGUCAACAGUCAGAUUGUGCCACCUCAGAGCCAGCUUGGAUAACCAUGGUGAAGCAGAAGCAGGGGAGUUUCCAGGCCAACAUUCCUGCAAAAGAGCCCAAAACCAAGAAUAGAGCUGGAGCCAAGCCUGAGACUAAGGAGCCUAGAUAUUGGAGAGCUGGCCUUGCAAAUGAAAACCAAUCAAGACGGAUUUUCAGUUCCAAUGUCAAUAGACAGGAGAAAAUGGUACGGAUGAAGCUACCUACGUCUACCAAAGCAGGAUUUGAAGAUGAUAAGAUACUUCAAGUACAUUCUAUGAAGAAGGAAACCAGAAGGUCUUCCACUCUCCCAGUCACACUACAACAGCCGGUUGAGCCAGCUGAGCCAGUCUGGUUCUCCCUGGCCAAGAAGAAAGCCAAAGCAUGGAGCCAGAUGGCAGAAAUCAUUAAAUAAAUAGCUCCUGGGCGGAGUAUCAGCAUUUCAAAUGAUAAUUGCCAAUAGCUGUUAUUAAUGCCACAUAGUGAUUUAUUUACUGUAACCAUUUGUAUUAAGCAAAGGAGCCUUAAAAUGAAAAUUAAAGCUAAUAAUUAUCUGAAUGAAACAAAUGCCAUGAAUGUGUAACCUUCAGUACAGUC